CUGUCUUGCUAUUUUCCCAUAGCCUUGAAGGCAGCAUCGGACCAGGGGCGGGUAGACGCUAACCGUGCAGUAUGGCGGACGAUGGAGACAGUUGGAGCGCUCCACUCAACACCAGCGGCGGCCAGGAGUCGGCAGAUGAGUCAGGCGGGCUUGGCCUGGGCGGAAUGUUGCUGAAUAUCGCUGUCAUAAUCGGCGUGCUGGCGGUGUGCGUGGCGGUUUACCGCCGCUGGGCCAGGCGGCUCGGCUCGGACGCGGCCCAGGGCGACGAGGCCUCGGCGCUUCCCAAGAUGAGGAGACGGGAUUUCACGUUGGACCAGCUGCGGGACUACGACGGGUUUCAGAACCCUCGCAUCCUCAUGGCCGUCAACAUGAAGGUUUUUGACGUGACUAGCGGCAAGAAGUUCUACGGGAGAGAGGGUCCCUAUGGGAUAUUUGCAGGCCGGGACGCUUCCAGAGGCUUGGCCACUUUCUGUCUGGAGAAAGACGCCCUGAGGGACGAGUACGACGACUUGUCCGACCUCAACGCUGUGCAGAUGGAGAGCGUGCGGGAGUGGGAGAUGCAGUUCAUGGAGAAGUACGACUACGUGGGGCGCUUGUUGAAGCCUGGCGAUGAGCCGUCCGAGUACACGGACGAGGAGGACAUCAAGGACCACCUGAAACACGACUAACUGCUUCCACCAAAGCCAGGAGCCCCUGACAGCUGCGACGGACAGCCCAUAAACCCUGACCUUCCCCAUCCCCCUACCAUCACUCGCACACCGGACCCCUCCUCUUCUUCCUUGCUGUCCUCAGUCCGUCGCGGCUUCUCUGGACGGGCGGACCUCGUCCCGCCUGGGCCGGCUUGGCUGCCUGCUCAUACUGCUAAAAUUCCCAAAAGUGGAUGGAAACUUCGGGUGUUCAAGAGAGGGGGUGCAUUGCCAUUAGAGGUAUUUGAAGCAAAACCACGACAAAAUCGGAGUCCAAAGUGGGCCAGCGAGGUCGCAGCUUAGCUGGACAUCAGGAAACUUAUUUUUAUCUCUCACACAUUCACACUGACACUGCUUGAGCUUCUGACGGCUUGUCAAUCAAUCAAUCUGUCGAUCAAUCAUCCGUCUCCACUUGUCUGACCCCCCGACCCCUCUUUAGACCGGCAGAGAGGCGUGGCAGUACCAAAGGUGUGAGGCAGAGCGGCGCUCUCCUUGUCUGUAGUCGUUGCACUACCAGUCGUCACCAUGUGAUUGUACGGCAUCGGGUCUCCGACGCUGCUGGCCGCAUGUCACGUGUUUGGAAUGCGAUUCAGUCCUACAGUAUGUGGGAGGGGCCCAAAGGGAAGGUGAUUGGCGUUCCUAAUCAACAACUCAAUUGUUUACAUUGACCCCCUUCCGUCCCCCCCAAAAACAAAGGUCCAAGUAUUAAUCGUGCCUUAUUUGCUUUGUUGCGUCAGUUCUGAGCGGAGGAAGCAUGGUGGUGUUGGCGGCGGCGGCGGCGACGUUCCCCUCCUACCCUCGCAAAAUGCAAAUUGAAGACCACAAAAAAAGGCACACGUGUUGAAUAGUCAUAUGACCGACUGGUUCCACCUUGUAAAUAUAGACACUCACUCAGUGUUACUGCCAUAUUGAUGUAGUCCAUCAUAUAAUGCUAUGUCCCCCCGCUGUCUUUUUUUGGGCCAAACACACUUCUCUUCUCCUUCCCCCUCCAUGGUUUGUCUUCUUCUUCCAUCGUCAACUUGCUUGGAGUGUGGCCGAACUUGGGAACGUUGCUGAUCCUGUAAAUAAAUAUCAUUUUAUUCAAGCAUGUGCAACACAGCGAGCGACUAUGCCCCAUUGCCACCUUGUCACCUAUUUAAAUGUUGUGUGAAUGCGUGUGCGGACGAGUGCGUGCGUGUGUGUGUGCGCGUGCGCCAGGCAGGAAGGGAUUUGUUCAUGCAUAAUAAAUUGAUUUGGUUAGUAAUUGAAAAAUGUCUGUCAGUCAU
Nerophis lumbriciformis (worm pipefish) is the source of this 1951-nucleotide messenger RNA. RefSeq names its product progesterone receptor membrane component 2 (gene pgrmc2). Gene Ontology annotation, cellular component: membrane; endoplasmic reticulum; endomembrane system. Lineage: Eukaryota; Metazoa; Chordata; Actinopteri; Syngnathiformes; Syngnathidae. The record is from RefSeq and is a predicted model, not a curated record.